Myzus persicae (green peach aphid) is the source of this 5601-nucleotide messenger RNA. RefSeq names its product putative transcription factor capicua (gene cic). Gene Ontology annotation, molecular function: RNA polymerase II transcription regulatory region sequence-specific DNA binding; DNA-binding transcription factor activity, RNA polymerase II-specific. The record is from RefSeq and is a predicted model, not a curated record. Gene Ontology annotation, biological process: regulation of transcription by RNA polymerase II. Gene Ontology annotation, cellular component: nucleus. The transcript has 19 exons. NCBI's taxonomy places the organism in Eukaryota, Metazoa, Arthropoda, Insecta, Hemiptera, Aphididae. The coding region runs from base 246 to 5342 and encodes 1698 amino acids.
UAUUAUCAUUACGCAUAAUCGCCGCGAUACUUGGCGCCUCGCCGUACAUGCCAAUCGUAUCGCCGUCGCCACCGCCGCCGCCGCCGCCGUCGGUUCGCGGAUCGUCGCUCGGUAUGCCGUCUGCACGGGGUUGCUGCGACCGGACAACUACAGAGGACCAUCGUCUCGUCGCCACCGGCGACGGCUACCCGCCCGCCCGACAGCGAUCGUAGAUUCUUCUCGGCGUCCACAUCGGAUUUGGAGAGAUGAAAAAUUGCGGACAAACAUACCCUAAAAUAAACCCAUUGAUGAAUCCUCACGACAACAUGGACCUAGUCAACUGCCAUUCCAAUAUCACAGUCAAUGUUAACAACAACAAUAACCAAACUACAGUUAAAAAAUUACCAAAGAAACGAAAAUUUGAUUUAUCUCAACUUGAAGAAUGUGAUCCUGUGUCUGAUCCGCUUUUACCUGUUCAAAAACAAUGCAAUACCAGUUGUGUAGCCAGCGUUGUCGUUGUACCCCCUCAGUCUAUGGCUGUCGAUUAUUCUAGACUUGAUGGAUUUGACCGACCUAACUAUGCUGAUGUGCCAGUAAUUGUUGAAGAUCAUUCUGAACAAAACGACGAGGCUACAUAUACAAACGUUCACGAUGAAACAUCAAGAAUUGGUGUUGACUUACAAGAAUGGACCGAUCAUAGAGUAUUGGCUAAAAGAGAUGGAGUUUAUUUGCCAGGUCUAAUCAGACAAGCAACAUCAAAUGGUGAUGUUUGGAUAGAAUUUGACUAUUCUGAUGAAGGACAGCGAUAUGUUUCAUUUAAAGAUGUUAUAAAUGCUAGCAAAUAUGAUGUUAUCAGUGACGCCAGUCCAUCUUUAAGUCAAGUGAAUAUUGGUGCCAGAGUAUGUGUUCGAAUCGCUGGUUCUCAACCGGACGAAGGACAUCUGGUUCCCCGAGUAUUCAUUGAAGGUGUUGUACAAAAAAUAAUAACUAGCCCUGUAAGAUUUGUUGUAAGUGUUGUAUCUGGUAACAAUGAAGAAUAUGUGGUGAAGAGAGCAGAUCUUCGCUUACUGUUACCACCGUGGUGGGAUGAACUUGAACAUGAUGUACCUAAUGGUCAUAUUCCAUUAAUACGAGAACCUACACCACCUAUAGCUAAUGUGCCAGCCAAUUACUAUCAAACUUCAGUAUCUUCUCCUUUACAACCUAUAAAUAAUCGCCAUUUUGAUGAUUUCUGUGAAAGUGAUGAUGAUCUCCGACGAGAAGACAUAUUGUUUAUGUCAGAUGCUGAUGCUGGAAAAUUAUCUGGAAGCAGCAAAAGGAGCAGUAUGCAAAGCAGAGGUAGCACAUGUAGCAUAUUAGAUCACGGAGGUAGCACCACUCCUAGAUCCACUCCAGUCACUCCUAGAUCUCAGAUUACAUCCCCUCAUAAAUAUAAGAAAGGGGAUAUUGUCACAACACCAAGUGGAAUAAGAAAAAAGUUUAAUGGAAAACAAUGGCGACGAUUAUGUUCAAAAGAAGGUUGCUCAAAAGAGUCUCAAAGAAGAGGAUACUGUUCUCGACACUUGAGUUUAAAAGGCAGUAGUUUAAGGUCUUGUGCUUCAAGUAGUACGAGUUUUACAAGAGGAAAUCGAAGUACUAUAGAUGGAGAUGAAACUUCACGGGAAUCUCAAACUUCUCCUAGUUUUUCUGAACGACGAUUGGCUGGUCGCUUUGACCCUGAUGAAACAGAAGCUGCCAACAUGCUUGGUAUACAACUUUCAUUAGGAAGUUCAAGAUCUGGAACUCCAUUAUAUUCUUCCCCUUGCCCAUUAGGUGGUAAUAAUAAUACACAAUCGCCACUUACUGUUGGAUCCCGUCAAAAUAUGUUCCUACCCAUUAUUUUGCCAGCAAAUCAAAAUUAUCCUUCAACAACACCUACUGGAAAUGGACUAGCUACUCCUCCUGCCAUAAACAAUAAUUCCAACAACCAAUUUAGACAACAACAACAACUUGUGAAGCCGGAAUUGUUAAGACCAAAAACCCAACAUGGCUUACACGAGUCUAUGCCAACUUCAAGUCAAACUAGUGUGAUCAGAAUUUCACCACAUACAAUACAACCUAAAUCAAGUAUUGCUGUAUAUUCUCAAUCACAAAUAUGUUGGAGAGGAAUCUUAGCUUCACCUCAACUACAACAAAAACACACAAAUCAACCGGCGGCUCAGUGGCAAGUUGAAAGACAUCCGAGUGUUGUAGUAUCAUCUCAACAACAUGGUCAUAUAUUAGAAAAAGCAUUAACCACAGUUGAAAUGAAUACAGUUAGUGAUGCAUAUGGUCGAAUUUGUGAAAAUAAUGAAGUUUUUAACAGAGACAAUAAUAAUGUUUUUCAAGAAUCUGUGAUAAAAAAAGAAUCUGCAGGAAAUAAUGUAUCAUUUACACAACAUUUGUUACAUACUACUGGAUAUCAUCAACGAGUGCAAAACAUUCCGAACGUCAUCCCAACACCCUCUGUAGUUACUAAACAUAGCUACACUACUCUUCAGAAUGAAUAUCAGGAUUAUCAAAAUAAGAAUUCAGUACUUCAACAAGUAAUUGUUCAUCCUACUGAACUGUUACCUGUGUUACCCAUUGUCGAUGAAAGAAAAGAAGAGCCACCUGAACCUAACCCCACGCUGACGAACAAUGAAAAUGGAAAUUUAACUGUUUAUUCUUGGGAUACAUUAUUGCCAAUAUUAAAUUCAGAAGAAGUAGUCCAGCCAAAUAUCACUUCAAUGCCAAAAUCUCUCUCUCCUCCCUUAUCAGCUCCACCUAUUUUAACUCCACCACCAGCAGAGUCUCCUGAUGUUGAUGAUGAUGAUGUAUUUGAGCAAGAACCUUGCGAUACUGAUGACACAAAUCCCAAUACUGCUGCUGGCAAACGUAGAACUCAAUCUCUUAGUGCUUUACAAAAUACUAAAGAACCGCAAAGUCCACUAACAAAAGCCAAAGAUCGGAUAAGACGGCCGAUGAAUGCUUUUAUGAUAUUUAGUAAGAGACAUAGAGCUUUGGUACACCAGCGACACCCAAAUCAAGAUAAUAGAACAGUAUCAAAGAUUCUUGGAGAAUGGUGGUAUGCAUUAGAUCCAGAUCAGAAACAAAAGUAUCAUGAAUUAGCUUCUGAAGUUAAAGAAGCUCAUUUUAAAGCUCAUCCAGAGUGGAAGUGGUGUAGUAAGGAUAGAAGAAAAUCAAGUGGUAGUGGGCGAUCUAAGUUAGGAUCUACUGAUGAACAUACACCAUUAGAUCAUGAUCCUAUGGUUGAAGUAACUAUAGAAAUGGCUGAGGAACCAAAAGUUCAAGAAAAAAAAGAUCCCCCCGAUGUAGAAAUGAAAAAUGAUUCAGAAGAUGAACAAAUGGUAGUUGUUGAAAGUUCUGAAAUUGAUUUAAAAUGUAAAGAAAAAGUGACAGAUUCUGAUACUGAAUCACAAAGUGAUGCUGAACCAUUACACGAGAAUAAAACAUUUCCUCAACAAAGGUUUAGUCCUGUCAAAUCAACUAGUUCCAGUGAAGUAACUUGUCGGCCAAAACCCAUAAAAGCUAGAUUGGUAUCUUCGGGUUCAACUGAUGCUAAGUAUCCACCCAAAACAGUUAAUUCGAGAGAACCAACAACUCCAAUUGUGUAUCCAUAUCAUUCUCCAAUAAAUCCUGUUGGAGUUUCUCCAUUUCAACCUACUGGCGGUGCAUUUAAAUUGAUGCCCGCUUCACCCAAAAUUAAAAAUCCUUCUGAUCAAUUCCCUCAACAAACACCUGAACCAACUGCGUGGACAUCAUCUGGAUCCGAAACUUGGAAUCAAACAAAAUUAAUCAACACAAAUGCUUGGGCAGCAUCAACUGCUGAAUGGAACAAUAACAAACCGACAACUACAACAACUGUUAACUCAAAAAUUGUUGUAACACCCUUAUCACAGCAGAAUAUAUUUCAUUACACAUCUUCACCAAACAAGGAAACUGAACAAAAACCAACAUGUUCUGUUAGACAAGUAAUAGGCGGUCGACCAGUAUUAAUACAAACUGCUGGUAAACAGUCAUCAGGGUUUCAACAACAAUCAUUAACGUUGGCUUUUUUGAAUGCCGGUGACUCUUCCACUUCUCUUGUCACUAAUUUAUUAGUGGCCAAAGGUAGUGAUAACGUAAAUCCAUCAACAAGGAAUAACGAAACAACCACCGUACAAUAUUUGAUACCGAGUCGACUACCAAACAUAUAUUUGCCACAGCAAACACUUACAAAUACAACACUGAAUCAACCACAGUCUGUGAAAUCAACACAAGCUUCCACUGUUAUUGUCAGUACUCAAAAUAAUCCGUUAAUUAUCAAUACAAAUGAAACUGGGACGACAGCAAAGAAUUCCAAUAUUUCAGAAAAACGAGAUCCAGAUAUUGUUAUAAGAGCUGAUAAUAAUGAAAAUUUAAUGUCUUUUGAGAAGUCACAGUAUGCAGAUUCUAAAGAAAACGGUUCACCAAUUAUAUUUGAUUUUAAAGAUGAUAGUGCCAAGGAGGAACCGUCAAAAAACGACAUAGAAGAAAAGCCAUUUGUUCUUGCUCCUACUCCAGCACAAUUAGGCAAAGCCCCUUUACAAAGAAGACAAUCUAUGGUAUCUUCAAGUCAAGAUUCGUUGCCAAAUUCCUUACCUGAUAAAGAUUCUGAUAUGGUUGAAGAUGCAACUGACGAAGUUCCAGUGUCACCGUCGGCCAAGCGUAGCUUUUUCAAAAAAAAUAUUGAGGACGGUAUGGACCGUGUCUUAGAACAAGUAAACUUUGAAAUGAAGUUUUCUUCGUUACCACAAUUUAAACCGGAUGAAUGUAAUUCACCAAGUGCAAUAUCAGUACCCUCCAGUCCCCAUGUAUUCAAUGCUCAAACAUUCCGCAAAAAGCAAUUAUCUGACUGUGACACACAGGCAGAAACACCAAAAUCAUCAGGGAAACUUGUUGGAAAUACAUUUUUUGGUCCAGAUUUUAAUCCAGAAGCAUAUAGAGGAGUAUUAGAACAGGAAGAUACAGUGGCGGCUUCACCUAGGACACCUAAAACACCUAGUGGGCGAAAUGAUAGUUCUGCAGCAGAAAAAGGACACCGAAAGAUGUUGGAACAGAGAAGACAAUUAGUUAUGACUCUAUUUCAAGAGCAAGGCAUGUUUCCUUCUACUCAAUCAACUUCAGUUUUUCAGGCUAACCAUUCAGAUAUUUUUCCUAAUAAAUCAUCAUUACAACUCAAAAUACGAGAGGUGCGUCAAAAGCUUAUGGCACACAACACAUUGACUCCAAGUAGUGCAAGUGCUUUAAAUAGCCCUAGUGAAUCUUCAACGACCAAUACUCCAAGUAAGAAUUUACGUUUCCACAAGGAGCUCUUGUACUAGACUGAAUUUCAACAAAAAUAUCUAGAACAGUAACUACUAAUGAGACUCUUCAACAUUGCCACCUUCUCAACAAACCCAUAGUGUUAUGACAUCCAGCUAACAUCACUGUAUCAUAGUGCUUAACUUCAAGUCACAUUAAACCUCUAAGAUAUAUUCUGCUACUAUAAUAAUAUUAAGUAACUGGUUUAUUACUAUAUAUUAUUUAAAAUAUUACUAUCUAUAAAAACACCAUCAUUUAUAGAUUAUUUUUAUAACCAAA